Molecule: messenger RNA, 2223 nt
Organism: Lolium rigidum
Lineage: Eukaryota; Viridiplantae; Streptophyta; Magnoliopsida; Poales; Poaceae
Product: syn-copalyl diphosphate synthase-like
Exons: 13
Coding region: 1-2223 (740 amino acids)
Biological process (GO): gibberellin biosynthetic process
Cellular component (GO): chloroplast
Molecular function (GO): magnesium ion binding; terpene synthase activity
Source: RefSeq, a predicted model, not a curated record
AUGAAGGUAUCAAAUGAAGAGGCACUGGAAGCAUCUAUCAAACAAGUUGUUUUAGAGGUAGAUGGAAAAAAGGACGAAAUCUCCCAAAAGGAUGAAAAAAAGAAAAUGCCACAACUGAUCAAUGACAUCAGAUCAAUGAUGAGAUCAAUAGGGGAUGGUGAGAUCAGCAUUUCAGCAUAUGAUACGGCGUGGGUUGCUAUUGUAAAAAACAUGGACGGAGACAGCCCACAAUUUCCCUCUAGUAUCCACUGGAUAAUUCAAAAUCAACUGUCAGAUGGUUCAUGGGGCGACGAGGCCUUCUUCUUGGUCCAAGACCGAAUGAUCAAUACCUUAGCCUGUAUUAUCGCACUGAAGUCAUGGAACAUCCACGAGGACGAGCAAGAAACAGGUUUGUCUUUUAUUCGAGAAAAUUGGUGGAGGCUAGAGAACGAGGAAUUAGACGACUGGAUGUUAGGUGGUUUUGAGAUAAUCUUUCCGCGACUAUUAGAGAUGGCGGUUGACUUAGGUCUGGAUGUGCAUUGUGAUGAGUAUGCCCUUCGAGGUGUAUUUGCCAAAAGAGACCAAAAGCUAGCAAGGAUUCCUAAAGAUUUAUUGCACAAUGCACACACAAGUUUACUUUUCAGUCUUGAGGGAAUGCAAGACGUGGAUUGGAAAAGAAUACUUAAGCUCAGGUGUCCUGAUGGCUCAAUUAUGUCAUGUCCUGCAUCCACCGCUUAUGCUCUUAUGCAAACUGGCGACAAUAAAUGCCUUGAGUUUCUUGACGGAAUCAUCAAAAAGUUUAACGGUGGAGCACCUACUUUCUAUCCAAUUGAUCUCUUCGAGCACUUAUGGUUAGUGGACCGGUUAGUGCGGCUGGGCAUAUCAACAUACUUUACAAGUGAAAUUAAGGAAUGCUUAGAAUACGUCUACAGGUAUUGGAGUGACAAGGGAUUGUUUUGUACGAGUGAUGUUCCAUUUCGUGAUAUCGAUGACACUGCCAUGGGGUUUCGUCUCCUCCGUCUGCAUGGUUACCAUGUCUCUCCACGUGCGUUGAAGCAAUUUGAAAUGGAUGGAGAGUUUUUUUGCUUUGCAAGGGAGUCGAAUAAAUCUUUGACAUGUGCGUUCAGCCUUUACCGUGCUUGCCAAGUCGCCUUCCCAGGCGAGGAUGAUCUCCAACGGGCGGAAAUCUUUAGCCAUCAGUUCCUUCAUGAUAGGCGAGACUCCCACAACUUAAAAGACAAAUGGCUCAUUGCCAAAGACUUGUCCGGAGAGGUCGGAUACGCUCUAGACAUGCCCUGGAAAGCUAGUUUGCCACGCAUCGAGACAAGGAUGUAUCUAGAGCAAUAUGGUGGCAGCAAUGAUGUAUGGAUCGCAAAGGUCCUCUACAGGAUGUAUCUUAUCAACAACGACAUAUUACUCCAGGCAGCUAAAGCUGAUUUCAGCAGUUUCCAAAGAAUGUGCCGACUUGAAUUGCAUGGCAUAAAAAAGUGGUCCAAGUGGAAAAACCUUGAAAUGUAUGGUGUGUCUCCAAAGAGUGUGUUGCAAGCUUACUUCUUAGCUGCAUCCAGCAUCUUCGAGCCAAACCGAGCAACGGAGCGCCUAGGAUGGGCUCGCACAGCUGUGCUCGCCGAGGCCGUCUCCUCGCACUUCCGACGUAGUACUUCUCCAGACAGCACCAGGGAAGGCUUCGUUAGUAAACUAACCGGCGACCGUUGCAACAACAUAGAAAGCGGAGCGAAGGGUUCAGCGGAAAGCAGCCUACUACAUGCACUUCAUGAGCAUAUCAGCUUCCUUUCGUUUGACGAUGCGUCCUCUGACAACCUUUGUGAAUCCUGGAAGCAGUGGAUCGUGACCUGGACUAGCCGGGACUGUCAAGGGAAUGCAGCACUACUGUUGGUUCGCGCAAUUGAGAUAUGCUCCGGAAGGCAUGGUUGCUUGACCGACCAGAAACUGGAGCUUUACAAGUAUUCUUGGCUUGAGCACCUAACCUCUUCAAUCUGCCGGAAAGUUUGCGCAAAAGCUCAGGAUCGGCAAAGUACGGAGAAUGCUGGGGACUCCAAUCAUCAAGUAGAUCUGGAGAUGAAAGAGCUGGCACGAUGUGUUCUUAAGGGUGACGGUGGUAUAAGUGAACCCACUAGGCACACAUUUCUCGACGUAGUUAAGAGCUUCUACUAUGUCGCACACUGCUCUCCUGAAACAGUUGAUAGCCACAUCUCCAAGGUGAUAUUCGAAGAUGUAAUUUAG